Molecule: messenger RNA, 804 nt
Organism: Scaptodrosophila lebanonensis
Lineage: Eukaryota; Metazoa; Arthropoda; Insecta; Diptera; Drosophilidae
Product: RNA-binding protein FUS
Exons: 4
Coding region: 113-592 (159 amino acids)
Source: RefSeq, a predicted model, not a curated record
GUAAUUCAUUUCAAAGCCGACAUUCAUGUAGUUAACAUCUUGGUAGAACAAAAAAUAUUUUUUAAAAGUUUUCGAGAGUUCAAAUUUUCUUUUGGUUCACAAAUUAAGGGCUAUGGAGAACGGUAACUACGGAGGCUCGGAAUUCGGUUGGGAUUACUCCAUGGGUGGUCAGGGCCAGGGAAUGUCCGGAUACUCACAGAUGGGUGGCAUGAAUCAGGGCUCCUAUGGCGGAUCUGGUGGCUACGGCGGUCGUCAGUGGCUGCACUCGAACCAGGCCAACAGCCAGCAAUACGCACAACAGGGAAUGCAACAAGGCAGCUUUCCCACGGGCAUUGCAGAAUACAAUCAGUCCAUGCUGCGCUAUAGUUCCUUCCCGAAGACGGCCGACACCAAGUCCGAGAUGUAUUCCAUCAUGGGCGGCGGCGGUGGCGGCGGCAGCGGCCAGGGCAUGAGCAUGACGAGCAUGAGUGGUGGCGGUGGUGGUGGCGAGAACUACUACGGCGGCUACUCGGGCAUGUCAAACAAUGGUCUAGGAAGUCCUGGCCAAGGCCAAGGUCAGGGCAACCAGGGCUAUAGCAGCAGUUGGUUUUGAAGUGUUGAUCAAAAAGGUAGCUCUCCAUUGCUUUAAAUUAAAAUUAAAUUCCUGAAUUCAAAAUUUUCGGAUUAUUGGUUGCCAAAUAAGUCAGAAAGAAAUAAUAUCUACAAGUAAGCACACCACCCGAUACACAACUAUAAUAAGUCACCUUUUUGUUAAACAUUGAACAAAUUUCAAAAAUAAACCAAUUCCGAAAUGUUGCAUACAGA